ACUCCCACUUACAGUUUGCUGCUCGCCUGCUCAACUCAACCUCGCCCUGGUUUAAGAUACAAUUUCCAACCCAAACUCGUUUGUCUAUCUCAAAGAUGUCUUUGAGUGAGAAAAGUGAUGAGGAGCUCAGCAAGUUGCUCUCUCAGUAUGGCAUCAAACAUGGACCCAUAGUCGACUCCACUCGAAAGCUGUACGAGAAGAAGCUUGAGAAGGCCAUGGAGGACGCUCCAGUGGAAGAAUCCUCGCCUGAUAAGACCUACUACAAAGAGGAAGGUAGGAUGCUCCUCGACUCCACUCUGUACGAGAAGAAGCUUGAGAAGGCCAUGGAGGACGCUCCAGUGGAAGAACCCUCGCCUGAUAAGACUUACUACAGAGAGGAAGCGGAGGAAAUUACCUACAUCACAUAUCACACCCCGGUUAGACAAGAUAUGCAUUCAGACAUGCUGAAACGAAGAAACAACGUUGAGCCGGAGGAAGACGAGGAAUCGGACCAAGACACAGAGCCCCCUGUCACUUACAGAACAGCCAAUCACAGCUCAGCAGCACGAUCCAGGGAUCUGGAAAGAAAGUCUGGAGGCAGCAUGUGGAAGGUGAUUCGGCUGCUGCUGCUGUUAGCUGUGUCAGCAGCUGUCAUCUACUACGCCUACUGCCGUGUGAUCAACAAUGAAGAAAAUCCUUUUGCAAAUCCUUUUGUGAUUCAAUGAUCGGAUAUAUUGAUGUUAUCAAUUCCAUAAACCUUUAAAGGCUGGAAAUAUUCUUUAUUUCUUAGUGUCACCAAAUCAGUGAAAUGAACAAAAUCAGACAAAUUAUAGUCUGUUUAGACAAAGCCUGGUAUAUGCCCGACCAUUGUUUUGGUGGGGCAGCCUGCCCCGCCUAUCAGAACCCCCGCCCCGCCUGAGGGACCAGGAAUUAUUUUAGAAUUAAUAUAUAGAUUGAAAUAAUGUCCCUCAGUCAUGUAUGGUUCAAGUACUGCAUUUCUGAAUGUUGUGGUGGUAUUUUGGCGGGGCAAAACGUUUGUUUAUCCUUUCAAAGUGUUUACCUCUGCUCUGAUUGGUCUAACUUGAGAGCAGAUCGACAGUCAAUCGUGAGUGAUCAAUGUGUCUGUUUCUAUGUAUGUUGCUUGUUUUGCUUUGUGAUGGGGAGUUGACAAGUCUGACGAAGAUUUCUGUUGCAUCGAAAUGUUGCACAAUUAAAAUUGCUGGGAACUUUUAA
Cottoperca gobio is the source of this 1212-nucleotide messenger RNA. RefSeq names its product emerin (gene emd). Bases 96 to 704 code for a protein of 202 amino acids. Lineage: Eukaryota; Metazoa; Chordata; Actinopteri; Perciformes; Bovichtidae. The transcript is spliced from 8 exons. The record is from RefSeq and is a predicted model, not a curated record.